GCUGUUGAUUGGUGGAGUGUUGGUGUUCUUAUGUAUGAAUUAUUAACUGGAGCAUCACCAUUUACAGUUGAUGGAGAGAAGAAUUCUCAAGCAGAGAUUUCUAGGAGAAUAUUAAAAAGUGAGCCACCUUAUCCACAAGAAAUGAGUGCACUGUCAAAGGAUAUUAUUCAGCAUCUUUUGAUGAAAGACCCCAAGAAGAGGCUAGGUUGUGGUCCCACUGAUGCUGAUGAGAUCAAACAACAUCCCUUUUUCCAGAAUAUGAAUUGGGACGAUUUAGCUGCCAAAAAAGUACCAGCUCCAUUUAAACCAGUAAUCAGAGACGAGUUGGAUGUCAGUAAUUUUGCAGAAGAGUUUACAGAAAUGGAUCCAACAUAUUCUCCUGCAGCAACCCCUCAGACGUCAGAAAGAAUAUUUCAGGGGUAUUCUUUCGUUGCACCGUCUAUUUUGUUUAAACGCAAUGCAGCUACAGUAGAUCCUCUUCAGUUUUAUAUAGGGGAUGAGCGGCCUGGAACUACAACUAUUGCCAGAAGUGCUAUGAUGAAGGACUCUCCAUUUUAUCAUCAUUAUGAACUGGAUCUGAAAGAGAAACCUUUGGGAGAAGGAAGCUUUUCCAUUUGUCGAAAGUGCUUACACAAGAAAACUAGCCAAGAGUAUGCAGUAAAAAUAAUUAGCAAAAGAAUGGAAGCCAACACCCAGAGAGAAAUAACAGCUCUGAAACUCUGUGAAGGACACCCGAAUGUAGUGAAGUUACAUGAAGUUUUUCAUGACCAGCUUCACACAUUUCUAGUAAUGGAAUUGCUGAAGGGAGGAGAAUUGCUUGAGCGUAUUCAGAAAAAGAAACAUUUCAGUGAGACUGAAGCCAGUCAUAUUAUGCGCAGACUUGUUUCAGCAGUGAGCCAUAUGCACGAUGUGGGAGUAGUCCAUAGAGAUCUGAAACCUGAGAAUUUAUUGUUUACAGAUGAAACUGAUAAUUCAGAAAUAAAAAUAAUUGACUUUGGCUUUGCUCGUUUAAAACCACCUGAUAACCAGCCUCUUAAGACUCCAUGUUUUACUCUUCAUUAUGCUGCCCCAGAGCUCUUGAAUCACAAUGGUUAUGACGAGUCCUGUGAUCUGUGGAGUUUGGGGGUCAUUUUGUAUACAAUGCUAUCAGGACAGGUACCAUUUCAGUCUCAAGACAAAAGUUUAACAUGUACCAGUGCACUGGAAAUUAUGAAGAAAAUAAAAAAGGGAGAAUUUUCUUUUGAAGGAGAAGCUUGGAAAAAUGUUUCUGAGGAGGCUAAAGAGUUAAUUCAAGGACUUCUAACAGUGGAUCCAAACAAAAGAAUAAAAAUGUCCAGCCUGAGAUACAAUGAAUGGCUUCAGGAUGGGAGCCAGUUGUCAUCCAACCCUCUAAUGACUCCUGAUAACUUAGGCUCUUCAGGAGCUGCAGUGCAUACGUAUGUCAAAGCCACUUUUCAUGCCUUUAACAAGUACAAAAGGGAAGGAUUUUGUCUCCAGAAUGUUGACAAGGCACCUCUUGCAAAGAGAAGGAAAAUGAAAAAAACGAGUACAAGCACAGAGACACGUAGCAGCUCCAGUGAAAGUUCACAUUCUUCUUCCUCUCAUUCUCAUGGUAAAACUACACCUACAAAGACACUGCAGCCAACAAACCCCACAGACAGCAAUAACCCAGAAACCAUCUUCCAGUUCUCUGAUUGAAAAUCAGAGAAUACCCUGUCUUGAAGAUUUAAGUGGUCAUAAACUUGGUAGUACCUAUAUUGUCUUCUCCCACCCAACCUCCCUGUGGCUUGCAGGCUACAGGAAUGUGUCUGUCGCUUUAAAAGUAUAUUUCAAUCAUAUCUUUUUAGCUUUGUAUUUCAAUACAUUUCUUGUUAGCAUUAAGUUUGGUAUCACUGGAUAUAGUAUAAUACUAUUAUACAACCAACAUUGUAUUCUCUUAGGGCUAAAUUACUAUUGUGCAGUGAAGCUCAAGGUCAGGAGCUAUGCUGCUCAUGGUACAUCUUGGAGGAAGUCUGUUUCUCAGUGUCAAUCUUCCUCACAGUUUCUUCCCCAGUGUUCAAAGAGAGGAAAGCUCUGUAACAUGUAUAGAACUCUUGAAACUUCUGCUUUUACCCAGCUUUGUGAAGAAUGUCAUAGAAUUUGAUUCUUCAUGCAUGUAGAAAAUCAUUGGUACAAUGCACCAAAGCAGUAUUGUACUUUAAGGCCUUUUAAAUUUGUGGUUACAUUUUAUCCCAUUUAUUUGAAUUUUAAGAGCAAAAUGAAGUUAUGGAACU
Molecule: messenger RNA, 2273 nt
Organism: Nestor notabilis (Kea)
Lineage: Eukaryota; Metazoa; Chordata; Aves; Psittaciformes; Psittacidae
Gene: RPS6KA5
Product: ribosomal protein S6 kinase, 90kDa, polypeptide 5
Exons: 11
Biological process (GO): intracellular signal transduction; protein phosphorylation
Molecular function (GO): ATP binding; magnesium ion binding; protein serine/threonine kinase activity
Source: RefSeq, a predicted model, not a curated record